This is a messenger RNA of Limulus polyphemus (Atlantic horseshoe crab), 609 nucleotides long. Its product is annotated as gamma-aminobutyric acid receptor subunit beta-like. The record is from RefSeq and is a predicted model, not a curated record. The transcript has 4 exons. Lineage: Eukaryota; Metazoa; Arthropoda; Merostomata; Xiphosura; Limulidae. Gene Ontology annotation, molecular function: extracellular ligand-gated monoatomic ion channel activity; neurotransmitter receptor activity; GABA-A receptor activity. Bases 24 to 500 code for a protein of 158 amino acids. Gene Ontology annotation, biological process: nervous system process; monoatomic ion transmembrane transport; chemical synaptic transmission. Gene Ontology annotation, cellular component: synapse; membrane; GABA-A receptor complex.
UAAGUGAUGCGUAUCGUCUGAACAUGAGACGAAGCAGCAAGACCAUGGCUUCAAUGCUUUAUUUUCUGGAAAUUGUUGCCCUCAUUGCCCCGAGUUCCUGCCGCUUUCCUCAUCUUCCGGGCCAACUGGACAAUACAACAAACAUACUGAAGAACAUACUAAAUAACUAUGAUAUUAGGUUGCGACCCGAUUUCGGCGGACCACCUCUUUAUAUUGGAAUGGAUCUUGCCAUUGCCAGUUUUGACAGCAUAUCUGAGGUGAAUAUGGAUUAUACCAUCACCUUGUAUCUCAACCAGUACUGGCAGGAUAGUCGCCUAUCUUUCAGCAAUGAUUCCUAUGAACUAACCCUUUCAGGAGAUUUUGCUGAUAAGAUUUGGGUGCCAGACACUUUUUUCGCAAAUGACAAGAAUUCUUUUCUUCAUGAAGUUACAGAGAAAAACAAGAUGAUAAGGCUACAGUCUGACGGCCAUAUUAGUUAUGGCAUGAGGUGUGUAUGGUAGAACAAUAUGAUAAGGCUACAGUCUGACGGCCAUAUUAGUUAUGGCAUGAGGUGUGUAUGGUAGAACAAUAUGAUAAGGCUACAGUCUGACGGCCAUAUUAGUUAUGGCA